Molecule: messenger RNA, 1271 nt
Organism: Belonocnema kinseyi
Lineage: Eukaryota; Metazoa; Arthropoda; Insecta; Hymenoptera; Cynipidae
Gene: Naa60
Product: N-alpha-acetyltransferase 60
Exons: 2
Coding region: 317-1144 (275 amino acids)
Biological process (GO): N-terminal peptidyl-methionine acetylation
Cellular component (GO): Golgi membrane
Molecular function (GO): protein-N-terminal amino-acid acetyltransferase activity; histone acetyltransferase activity
Source: RefSeq, a predicted model, not a curated record
GUACUAUUUUUUUCAACACUAAGUGACGUGAGCAAAAAAUCCCUUGACUCUUAGUAAAUAAUGUCUGAAAUUUUGAAAAACUGAUUCCUCAGUAUUAUUGUUACGGCGAGAAAUUCCCGGAAUUCGUGAGAGUUAUUUGGAAAUUCCGUGGAUCGUCUAUUGCGUCUCUUAUUCCAGAAAAAGGAAAGAACGAAAACAAGAUGUCUGAAUCGGUCGGUGUGAUUCAAACAAAUAUCGAGAAAGAUUGGAAAACAACGUGACGCAUGGAUUAUCGUGAUGCAGAUAAGGACUAAAAUGCGAAAAGAAGUCUGGCGGCAUGGUCGUUUCUUUUGACAGGUACGCUCCCAGCCUGCCGGGUGUCAAGAAAUACGAGUAUGAUUGCAUCUACGAGCCCGAGCACAUUUACACGAAUAAUAUUCCUUUGAAAAAUGGACUCGGUGCUUCCCAAACUUCCGUGACUCAAGUUACUGUUCCGCUCUGUGUUCUCGGUGAAGUGCAACUUCGAUUUCUCUGCCCGGACGAUCUCGAGGAAGUCCGCACACUUUGCCAGGAGUGGUUCCCCAUAGAUUAUCCUUACACUUGGUACGAAGACAUCACAAGUUCGUCGCGAUUCUACGCCCUCGCCGCAGUUUACGGCGGCGUGAUAAUAGGCCUGAUUGUAGCCGAGAUCAAGCCCUACAUCAAACUGAACAAGGAAGAUCGAGGAAUCCUCUGCUCGAGUUUGGGAAAGGACUCCCUCGUCGGUUACAUCCUCAGUCUGGGCGUACGACGAUCCUAUCGACGCAAUGGCAUAGCCUCUCUUCUCCUCGAGCAACUCUUGGCUCACGUAACAGCCCCCGAACGGUCCUCCGUCAAGGCCGUCUUCCUCCACGUCCUCUCGAGCAACACCCCCGCCAUCCAGUUCUACCAGAGAUGCCACUUUCGACUGCACAGCUUUCUUCCCUACUAUUAUCUGAUUAACGGAAUGUGCAGAGAUGGAUUCAUGUAUGUCCUCUAUGUGAAUGGUGGACACGCGCCCUGGGGAUUGUGGGACUGGAUGUGUCACGUGGCUGGAACGAUGGCGAGUCUUGGUGCUUGCAGAGUUCCGCGGUGGAUUUGGCAGCGUCUUCUCUGGGCCUCGACCCUUCUCUCCUACCACAGGUGAUACUGCCUUCCUCUUGAAUGACCAAAGUUUCCUUCCUCGUUGAUUUAUUUCAAUAAAUGAAGAAGCACAAAGUGCGCAAAUUUGCGUCAGUGUUUUUUUUUUUUUUUUGUUUUCUUUUUUUUUUUAG